This is a messenger RNA of Myzus persicae (green peach aphid), 1177 nucleotides long. RefSeq lists its product as uncharacterized. Bases 224 to 1111 code for a protein of 295 amino acids. NCBI's taxonomy places the organism in Eukaryota, Metazoa, Arthropoda, Insecta, Hemiptera, Aphididae. The record is from RefSeq and is a predicted model, not a curated record. The transcript has 8 exons.
UUGAUAGUAGUUGAUAACUUGAUGAGUGAUGACCGUUUUUUUUCGGAAAUCUACAAAAUUAUUAAUCUAACAGAUAUUAAUUUUAUUGUUUAAACUUUUAAGUUUUUUUAACGAAUUCAGUCGUAAACAUAAUUUUGGAUUUCAAAUUUAAAUUAACCUUUUGCUCUGUACUUUGUAAUGGUCUACUGAACUAUUUACCACUUGUACAUCAUAAUUUUACAUUAUGAAGGUUUUUUUGGAAUGGGUACGUAACCGUUUCACCAAGGUUGACUUAAUGCAUUUAGUUGAUAUUGAUGAUGAAAAUCUCCAAGUAUUGAUAUUCCAGAAUGGACCCAGCAGAGAUGAAUUUAUAAAAGUUUUGGUAUAUAAAUUGUUGUUGGAUAUUGAUCCUGAGUCUGAAUACUCAAACACCUAUAGUUUAGAAUAUAUACUUGUGUCAUUUGGUUUGUUGGAUAAAAUAGCUGCACAAAAUUUUUUAAAAGGUAAUAUGUCAACAAAGUUACAUACAGCUACAUGGAAAAAAAUUAUUGAAUCUUUGAUACCAACUACAACAAUCACUACUCAAUAUCCGAGUUAUGAUGAACUAAUGAAUGGCAUUUACGAAAAGAGUAAUUAUUUUCGAUCUGUUGAAAAAAAAAAUUAUCUUCCUCCAGAGCUUAUAUCAAAGUUAAAAGAUGGAACGGAACUAAAUGAAAACAGUGAGAGUAUUGAUGACAUUUCAGACCAGUUGAUCAAGAUCAUAAAUAAACCCAUAUUACCUAAUGAAAAUAAUGAUUUUAAAACGCCUUCAAAUUGUGAGGAACAGCUACCAGAUUCAAGCUCUGAAUUUAUGGACUUGGUGUCAAUAAAAAAAGAAUUUGAUGAAUGUAUUAAGAUUUCAAACAACAAAAACAUAACUCCAUUGAUAAAUGAAGGCUCAAUCAAAAUUUCCCUGCAAGAUUUUCUUGAACUAAUAGAAAAACAAAAUUUGAUUCAUACUGAUAAUUUAGAAUCAAAAAUAGAAUACAUCCAUAAGCUUAUUAAAGCUGAGCAAGAUUUACAGAUUUUAGCUGAUUCACUAAUAGUACAGUCUAUGUUGGAUGGAAAAGAAUUUCAAAAGAACACUAAUUGAUUAUAUGUAAGUUAAAUUUGUAUAAUGGUAUGUUGAAAAUUUACACUUUUUUCGAGCCUGAAGUUU